AUGGAUUUACCUCGUCGCUCAAAGCGCCUCGCUAGGAAAGAUCCUGUCAUUGAGACCGCAUCGUCUUGGGACAUACCCGUUCCAGCCCCGCGCCUCCAGCAAAUACCGCACCAACUAUCCGGCCCAUCCUCAGCACCGGGCAAGCAUACGCAGCAGUUAGUGGAGCAGAGGUAUCAAGAAAAGGAUGAACUGGCCACUUGUCCCUCAAUCACCCAAACCACUCAAAACAUAGGGUGGAGCUUAUUGCAGCGCGUCGCUGGCUUCCAGCACGCUGAUCAAGUCGAGGCAACGGUUCUAUCGCCAAUUUCAGUCCUCAUAGCCGUCGCUAUGCUAGCUGGGGCAGCAGACUACCAUCGCCGAUCACAAUUACAGCAGAAGCUCGGCGUAGCUGGAGGUUUGGAGGCCCAUCUUUCAGCUCUAUACGCAGACCUAGCACCUCUAGCUAAACAGGAUAUCAUAUCACUGGCCAACGCUGUCUUUGUCGACCAAUCGGUCGAAAUUGCGACCAAAUACAAGAAGUAUCUAGAGGCAUUCCAAGCUCAGUCGUGGCAAUUUCUAUCCCUUGCCGAUUCGGUAAAGGAUAUUAAUUCCUGGAUAUCCCAAAACACGCUAGGCCGAAUCACAGAUUUGCUUAGCUCGCGCGCCUUGCGCAAAUGCCAUGUCGUUCUUGCAAACGCUACAGCUUUUAGAGGUACAUGGAAAACCAAGUUCAAGCGGGAGAACACAGUUUUAGAGCAUCCCUUCCACCUAGAGAAUGGGAGCAUCCGAGCAGCAGAGAUGAUGUUUCUUUAUAAGGAGUAUGUUGAAACAGCGUCCAGCAGCAAUUAUACCGCUGUCCGAGUUCCGUAUGCCACGGAAUCAGACUCUUCACCGGCGGCCUUGGUCGCAUGGCUUCCCAAUCCUGGAAUUACAAUAAGGGCACUCCUGGAGCAGUUAUCCACGACCCAGUCAGAAGGUCCUUCGUUCCGGAGGAGGAAAUUGACUAAAUUUGGGUUUCCCAAGUUCGAAACCAGAAGCAAUGUCUCGUUGAUGGAUGAGCUGGCAGGUCUUGGGUUCCCAAUCAAAGGCAACUAUCCUGAAAUGGGGUCGGGACCCACGGAGGUCACGGCCAUCAGCCAUGAGGCCUCCAUCAAGGUUGACGAGGAAGGGGCUGAAGCAGCAGCGGCGACUGUCGUCAUGGUGGCCCGGAAGCGCUCUACGGUGAUCAACGAGGAGGUCCUGGUAUUCGACAGACCGUUCCUGUACAUAAUAGAGGCUGGAGAAAAUCGGCACGUAAUUAUGUGCGGUGUAUUCUCUGUUCCAGGAUGA
Fusarium proliferatum ET1 is the source of this 1308-nucleotide messenger RNA. RefSeq lists its product as uncharacterized. NCBI's taxonomy places the organism in Eukaryota, Fungi, Ascomycota, Sordariomycetes, Hypocreales, Nectriaceae. The transcript has a single exon. The record is from RefSeq and is a predicted model, not a curated record. Gene Ontology annotation, molecular function: serine-type endopeptidase inhibitor activity. The coding region runs from base 1 to 1308 and encodes 435 amino acids.